This is a messenger RNA of Naumovozyma castellii, 2424 nucleotides long. RefSeq lists its product as uncharacterized. The record is from RefSeq and is a predicted model, not a curated record. Lineage: Eukaryota; Fungi; Ascomycota; Saccharomycetes; Saccharomycetales; Saccharomycetaceae. The transcript has a single exon. Bases 1 to 2424 code for a protein of 807 amino acids.
AUGGAAUCGACAAGAGAGCCCAAUCUUUAUCAAUGUAAUUUGUGUCACAAAACAAUAGUCUACAACGAGAGUUUUGAAAACUAUAAUCCAAGAAUAUUGGACAGACACUUAAAGUUUUCAUGUACAAAAGCUCCACCGGUUCUUAAUGGAGAUAUCAGCAGCCAAUCUGCAUUGAUGCACUUGGCCAAAGAAAGACAAAAAAGCUUCAAGAAUCUUUCUUACCUUAAUUAUAUUCCUUCAGAAUUUGACCUUGCCGUAUCUUUUACAUCUAAAUUGAAUUUACCUCUUACAUGGAUUGAGAACGAAGAUAUUACUGGCAUUUUCAAAUAUGUACUUAAUUCUUUGGACAAUAAACAAACAUAUUGCGAGAACUAUCAAAAGAAAUUCAAUAAAAAAAGCUUAGUUAAUGCGAUAAUUAAUAAGACUGAGGACAUCCGGUAUUUUUGGCAAGCUGAGUUUGCAACGUCUAAUUUUAUUUUGAUGCAGCAAACUUUUGCCAAGAAAGAAAAUCUUCUUUCUACUAUAAUAGAAAGAAUCCAAAAACUAGAUUCAGUCGUAUUUCCAUUUUUGAUACUGGAUAAUUGGUCAAACCACAAGAUGAAUAAUUACCUAGGAAUGAUGAUAACCAUUUAUAAUAAAGCUACGCAAAAACUUUGCCCUUUUUUACUAAAAAUACCUAGGUGCGAAUCUCAUACAGCUUCUACUACGUACAAUCAAAUUCAAGAGCUUUUGGAUGACUUCCCAGGUUUAAGUAAUUUACUAGUUGGUAUGACCUCUGAUAAUGCAUCCAAUAUGUUAAGACUGUCUAAAGACCUGGAGUUAGGUGAACUGUUUGGAAAUGUGUACUUAAGUCACGUUCCUUGUCUUUCGCAUAGUACAAAUCUUAUGAAUUCGUGUCUAAUACAACCAAGCAGCAUUGAGGAAAAUAAUGAAAAUUCCGAGGAAAACGAACCUGGAGACGAAGAGGAGCCAGAAGAUCACAUGAUUCUAAUUAAUUCUUUUGACCUAAAAAAUUACAUUGAUUCGAAACUGCUAGAAAAAUUUGACCACGAAUGCAUGUUAAAUCCUGAUGGUACCCAAGGUAUUACAUAUGAAGAUGAUGUUUUUUUUGAAUAUUUACGAGGACAAGAACUAGAUAAAGAAAUUAUCAGCUUACUCACUGGGCAUCAGCUUCUACAAAAAAAUAAUCAAUUAGCUGCUGAAAUUAAAAUGAGCAUGCACAAGAGGAAAAUUUAUGAUGCCAAUUGUGCCCGUAUGGGAAGGAGUAGAAGAGGCGAAGGGCUCAGGUUAAAAUCAUUUUGUCGAACCAGAUGGAUGUCUGCUGUUGAAACGUUUAAACGACUCCUCUUCUUAAAACCUGUUAUACUUUCCAUAAGUACUUCGUCUGAAUUUGAAACGAAAUUUACACAUGAAGAAUUUAACAUCGUUAAAGAUAUCUUAUCCCUCUUAGAGCCCUUCGCAACUCUUUGCGAAACACUUUCCAGUGACAGAUGUACUGUUAAGUAUGCCCUCCCUCUUCUUGUCCGAUGCAAGUGCACUAUGAAGACUAACAGCGUGGAUUAUUUAUCAAACGAUGAUAAUAAUUUUUCCCACUUGGCACACAUGACUCAAUUCAUGCAGAAAAUGGAUAAGUACGUUGCUAAGUACAAAAAUAAUGAUAUUUGUUUAAUAUCCUCGUUUUUAACAAUUAGUUUUGACGAUCACCCAAUAUGGACACAAAUUUUUCCUGGUAAAGGGCAAGAUGGUUCUAAAGGAGAGUUCAUUCGGUCGAAGAUUGCUAAGAUGAUUACCAAGAUGCUGCUUCCUUUACUGAAUAUUUCAUUCUACAAUUCAGAAGAUGAAGAUACUUGUUCGGAAGGGGAGGCUGAUAGUAGCUUUAUCGAUUCAUUUGUUCAUAAUUCGAGCAAGGAUUCUAAAAAUUCUUUUGAUGACACUACAGAGAAUAUAGCCAACAACAAUUUUGAUUUUUGCUCAAUUGAAAACGAUUUAUGCGAUUUAGUUUUAUCAGAGCUUAAAGAUUUCAGAUUAGAGGCUCAAAAACAAGUUUCGUUAUGCUUUGCACAAAACAAGCUGAAAAUGGAUCCAAGCCUAUGCGGGAGAAGUUUCAAUAAUAUUUGCAAAACAUUAUUCGAUGCAGACCUUUAUUUUUGGUCCCAGUUUGGAGAUAAAUUCCCAAUUCUCUCUUUGGUUAAUAAUGUGCUCAAGAAUAUACCUGCUUCCUCUAUUCAUAUUGAAAGAUUUUUCAGUAUGGCAAGUAGGAUUGCAGAUAAAAGAAAAACUGACCUAUCAGAUAAAAUGUUUUCCAGUUUAUGCAUCUUGAAAUCAUUUGGCUUGAAAGUUGAUUUUACAAAAGUGAACAUACACAAGUCCAGUGUUUUCCAGGCAAUGGAAUACUCAGAAGAUCUCAAACAAAGCAAUAUGUAA